This is a messenger RNA of Leptosia nina, 870 nucleotides long. Lineage: Eukaryota; Metazoa; Arthropoda; Insecta; Lepidoptera; Pieridae. The record is from the annotation of a GenBank genome assembly.
AUGGCGUUCAAGUGCAAGUUUAUUGUUCUGGCGUGCGUGAUAGUGUUAGCCUCAUCACAGAAGAACACAAAGCGGAAGCAAGCUAAUCCAGCGCCGCCAGCCCGAGUCUCCGCUGCUGACCCUGACACAGAAAUCACCAGCUCUUGUCCAGAAGAUGGAUUCUUCGCGGAUGCUGAACAGUGCGACAAAUAUUACCAAUGCAGCAAUGGUGAAAUAACAGAAAAACUAUGCCCUGACGGUAUGGUGUUUAACGAUUACAACCCAGACGAUGAGAAAUGUGAUCUUCCCUUCAAUAUUGACUGUUCACAGAGGCCCAAAUUACAAACACCAAUUCCUAGUCUCCACUGUGUCAGACAAAACGGAUACUUUGCGCACGAAGAACCUCAUGAAUGUGGCAAAUUCUACUAUUGCGUGGAUGGAAAAUUCAACCAGAUCACUUGCCCAGACGACUUAGUGUACAAUGAGAAGACUGGUAUUUGCACAUGGGCCGAUGAAGCCAAGAAGAAGGGAUGUGGAGCUGCUGAUAUCUUCCAAUUCCAAUGUCCAGAAGUAAACGAGACCUUUGCACUAACCCACCCACGGUAUGCCGACCCUGAUGACUGUCAAUUCUUCUACGUUUGCAUCAAUGGUAACGUCCCUCGUCGCGGCGGGUGCAAGCUCGGUCAAGCUUUCGACGACGUUCAGAAGAGGUGUGAAUGGGCUAGGAAAGUCCCAGAAUGCAAAGACUGGUACAAAGAUCGCCUAACAGACGCUGAAUUAGACGCUCUAGAGAACCCACCAGUGGCUAAGCCAAAACCAUCAGGCGCCCCCUCCCGCCGCAAGCCACAAAGACCCAAGCUAGGCAAGCAAGCUGAUGUUGCCGUAGAAUAA